CUCCUGCCCUGUUCCUCCACCCUCAUCACCUGGGUGGCUGUCACCCUCUGGAUUUGGCUUUGGCAUGAGGUGGAGGCAGAGCGUGUGGGGUCUGGUGAGACUCAGGCUCUGUGCAGUUUAUGCCGCACACUGGGGACCAUGUGAGGAAGUCCCCCAACACAGAACCUCGCUACCCUUCUCAGCCUCGGUCCCGGGACCUGCUGUGUCCUCAGCCAUCCUUCAGGGAGAGCAGAGUGAGGCUGACGAGGAAACAGGGACCUGUCAACCGGAGCCAGGACCUUGUCACACCCGUGCAUCUGCUUGUCCUGCUGGGCUCUGCAGACUUCAUCCCUCAUCAGUGCCACUAGGGACCAUGGCAGACAGCACCACCACCUUGACCUUCAUUGUCCUCCUGGGCCUUGGAGACGUCCCCAAACCCUCCAUCUGGGCUGACCCAGGCCCCAUCAUCACCAAGGGGAGCCCCGUGACCAUCUGGUGUCAGGGGUCUCUGCAGGCUAGUGCCUACCUUCUGUAUAAAGAGAGGGGCUCUGAGCCCUUGGCAACCAGGAUCCCACAGGAUUCCAGCAACAAGGCCGGUUUCCUCAUUGAAGCCAUGAACCCAUCCUAUGCAGGCCUGUACCAGUGUGCAUAUUACACCUCUGGGAACAUGGUCUCAGAGCGAAGUGAGCCCCUGCUCCUGGUGGUGACAGGAGUGUACAGUGCACCCUCCCUCUCAGCCCAGCCAAGCCCUGUUGUGGCCUCAGGAGGGAACGUGUCCCUCUCCUGUAGCUCAGAGUUCACAUCAGGCCGUUUCCAUCUGCUGAAGGAGGGAGGGGCUGACCCACCCGGACACAUGGAGUCAGAACCCAGGAUCCAUGUUAGGAUGUGGCAGACCAUCUUCCCUCUGGGGCCCGUGAGCCCCUCCCAUGGGGGGACCUACAGAUGCUAUGGUUCUUCUAGUACCUACCCCAACGUGUGGUCACAGCCCAGUCACCCUCUGCACAUCGACGUCACAGGUGUGCACAGGGAGCCCGUCCUCUCGGCCCAGCCAGGCUCGCUGGUGCUGCCUGGACACAGCCUGACCCUCCGGUGCCACGCGGAGGCCGGCUUUGACACAUUCGCUCUGACCAAGGAUGAGGGGUUCACACACCCCCAGCGCCUCGAUGGGCAGCACAGCCCCGACUUCCCCCUGGGCCACGUGAACUGCACCCACGGGGGCCGGUACAGAUGCUACAGUGGACACCGUCUCUCCUCUGUGUGGUCAGCCCCCAGCGGCCCCCUAGACAUCCUGGUGGCAGGAAUGUACAGGAAACCCUCCCUCUCAGCCCAGCCGGGACCCUCAGUGCCCUGGGGAGCGACCGUGACCCUGCAGUGUGGGUCUGAGAUCUGGUUUGACACCUUCCACCUGUACAGGGAGGGGUCGCUGGACCCUCCCCAGCACCUUCAUCUGCAGGACACGUCUGCACCCUCUCAGGCCAACUUCACCCUCAGUCCUGUGACCUCAGGCUACCAGGGGACCUACAGGUGCUAUGGUUCAAACAGCACCUCCCCCUACCUGCUGUCACAGCCCAGUGACCCCUGGAGCUGGUGGUCUCAGGUGAGGAGCCCUAGACCUGCCCCCGUGUCCUCAUGUCUAGAAUGGAACCGGAAUAUCCUGAUCGGGGUCUCGGUGGCCCUCAUCCUGCUGUUCUCCCUCCUUCUCUUCCUCUUCCUCCGAUUCCGGCGUCAGAGCAAAGGCAGUACAUCGGCAGAUGCUGCCAUGAAGGACCCGCAGCCUGGGGAGAGCGUGGAGCUGGAUCCUCGGGUCCUCCUGCUGUGA
This is a messenger RNA of Myotis lucifugus (little brown bat), 1798 nucleotides long. Its product is annotated as leukocyte immunoglobulin-like receptor subfamily A member 3. Lineage: Eukaryota; Metazoa; Chordata; Mammalia; Chiroptera; Vespertilionidae. The record is from RefSeq and is a predicted model, not a curated record. The transcript is spliced from 10 exons. The coding region runs from base 65 to 1798 and encodes 577 amino acids.